AUCAUAUUUCCUCAACUAGCUGAAAGUACCAGUAAGGUUGAAUUUGGGAAGGUUGUGUACUAAUAGCGUGUGAAAUAUAUGGUCCCCGCCAACUGUAACUUGCUAACUACACAAUUAAAAGGAUUUAAAUUGAUUUCCAAUUGUAUGACUUGGAUAUCUGUACAUACUUUUGUAGGGGGCAAAUCCGUUCACCAAGCGGAGAGGCGCGCAUCACCGCCAUCAGUUUUUGCGACAAAGGAAUACCGCGAAGCCUCUGCGGAGCGAAUGAGUCAAAGAAGAACGUUGCUUUGUGCUAUGGUCUCAGCUGAAAUUGUACUUCUGUAACUUUACUGGGCGGACAGGAUCAUAACUUGGUCUAUAGCAAGCUGUCUAAAUCAGUUUAAACCCAUUGCUACUAUAAAAUCACGCAUAGGUUUGUUUUUGUUACGAAUUGCGGUACUAAACGUUUGGUGAUUUGCUAGCUUGUUUUGCUACCUAGUUAGCUACCUAACGUUAUCCCGUGAAAUUGAAUGGAGCUGGGUCCGCAGCUCAGCAAAAACAAAUUGUACGACGUCGUUAGAGAUUUUAAGUUGUACAGUCAGAAUAUUGCCUUUCUGGGGCCGCGGGUGUUCACUAUUACCAAGCUUGUUAGCUAGCUGUCUUAGCUAAGUAACUAGCGGUAUGAAUCACUGCCAUGCUGGUUUUGUUUAACUAUGUUAGCUAGCUUGUUCAAAAUAAAACAGCUCGUUAGCCUUUUAUUUUCUUUGAUUACUUGCUAGCGUUAGCUAUUAUGUGUAUGGUUGUUAUAGCUAAGUAAAAGCUCAAUUUAGUAAUAGCAACGAGCUGGUAAGCUGUAUGCAGUUGGAGAAAUAUAUAAUUUUCGUUUACAAUAAUUAGUUAUAGUCGGUUUGGUUAUUGAGCGUCGCAGCUAUGUCACUCCACGGCAAGCGAAAAGAGAUCUAUAAAUACGAGGCGCCAUGGACUGUGUAUGCGAUGAACUGGAGUGUUCGGCCCGACAAACGCUUCCGCCUGGCGCUAGGCAGCUUUGUGGAAGAGUACAAUAAUAAGGUGCAGCUAGUGGGUCUGGAGGAGGAGAGCUCAGAAUUUGUCUGCAGGAACACCUUUGACCAUCCUUACCCCACAACUAAAAUCAUGUGGAUCCCUGACACAAAAGGGGUAUACCCUGACCUCCUGGCCACCAGCGGAGACUACCUGCGUAUCUGGAGGGUCAGUGAUACUGAGACCCGUCUGGAGUGCCUGCUCAACAACAACAAGAACUCCGACUUCUGCGCCCCGCUCACGUCCUUCGACUGGAACGAGGUGGACCCCAACCUGCUAGGCACCUCCAGCAUCGACACCACCUGUACCAUCUGGGGUUUAGAAACCGGUCAGGUUUUGGGCCGGGUCAACCUUGUGUCGGGCCACGUGAAGACCCAGCUCAUCGCCCAUGACAAGGAGGUGUACGACAUUGCGUUCAGCCGGGCGGGCGGCGGCCGGGACAUGUUCGCGUCGGUGGGGGCCGAUGGCUCGGUGCGCAUGUUCGACCUGAGGCACCUGGAGCACAGCACCAUCAUCUACGAGGACCCCCAACACCACCCCCUCCUGCGGCUGUGCUGGAACAAGCAGGACCCCAACUACCUGGCCACCAUGGCCAUGGACGGCAUGGAGGUGGUGAUCCUGGACGUGCGUGUGCCCUGCACGCCGGUCGCCAGGCUCAACAACCACCGCGCCUGCGUCAACGGCAUCGCCUGGGCGCCCCACUCUUCCUGCCACAUCUGUACCGCAGCGGACGACCACCAGGCCCUGAUCUGGGACAUCCAGCAGAUGCCGCGGGCCAUCGAGGACCCCAUCCUGGCCUACACGGCCGAGGGGGAGAUCAACAACGUGCAGUGGGCCUCCACGCAGCCCGACUGGAUCGCCAUCUGCUACAACAACUGCCUGGAGAUCCUGAGGGUGUAGCUUCCAGGCGACGGGAGAACAGGGAAGGGGGGGCAUGGGUGGGGUCGGGACGGGGUGGGGAAAGGUGGAUGAAGGCAGUUGAGGCCAGGACAAAGACAACGGAUAAAUGUGUGAGAGGAAAAAGGGCAAAAAGACUCUUAUCACCCGUUUCUCAGCGCUCACUGGUGAGAGCGGGAUCAUAAUUUUAGGUGCUGGUGUUGGCGUCACACAGGAUGUACUGGCUCAGUCAUAAUGGUGCGUGGAAGGUUUUAUUGCUGUUGUUGUGAAUGUGAAUUUCAUAUAUGCAUUUGAGAGUGACUGAAAGGGGGUCUACAGGCUAUUUGCGGGGUUCUCAGUACUUGAGAGCUGCCGCUGAAGGACGACUCACGUUACUGUUGCGGCUCGUCUCUCAGCCUUGGAUUCCCUGCAUAGGAGCUUUUAUACGUCAGCACCGUUUUGUAACUAUGAAGUCGGAUCUUCCCUAGAAAAUUUUAUACUCCACACUGAUCACGUGCAGCUGGAGAGAUUUAGAUGUUACUCCCUUUAAUCUCACGGAUCUGAUGUCUGUGGACAGUUUAUGUGGAUUAGACAAAAGAGAAUAAAAUUACAGAGCAAGUCAGUUCUACCUAUGUGUGUAAUCGCAUAGUUCCACAUGUAGUAAACUGUGAUACGUAGCUAGUCAUUUUCUUUUAUUUAUGUUGAGUUAAUGUGUGUGACACAUUCUGUCAAAAUGCUGGGGGGUGGGGGGUGGGGUUCAAAAGGAUAAAACUGGGCUCUCAUUCCAUAGAAAACUGAUGGUAUGUGAAGGCAAGCAACUAAGGAUGCAGUUUUUGGUAAACAUGUUGGUGGGGGCUAGAAUUGACAAUGGCUACUAAAGAAAGAGUGGAAGUCUGACUGCUUUGUGAGUUGAUACGUGUAUUUUUGAGUGGCAUUUCAGUCAGGUGUUAGCUAGAUCGCUGAGGCUAGAUCGUUAGCCUUCUAAUUAAACAGUUUUCUUGGAACUAAUAAGUUGGACAUUUUUGGGUGAGACAACUUUAAUGAAAACUGGAAGCACACUGUGUCAGAAGUGUUCACAGUGUGAGCGGAGCCACAUACAUCCCCACUGCCCUGUCACUCGGCCCUACUUCCCAGGCUCCCUGGGGGGAGGGGCUGAAGAGGGGGGUUUUGACCAGUAGGAGGUGUGGACUGGAGAGGGUGUGGCAUCGCCGACGGUGAGCGGAGGAAUGGAGUCCAGUAUGCGUGACGUCUGAUGAAGCCUGGCGUCCUUCUCGCUCGCCACCAUGAAGGAGAGGACACAGCACUAAGACCUAGAUGGGCCGGAGUUUAAAAUGGCGGUCUAAGGGGGGCUUUACGCUGGACACAUGGACCAUGAAAGGGGUCCCCUUAGCCCCGCCUGUGACAAGUGCUGCAAAUCACAUACUUUUCCUUUUGUUUUUCCUUGGUGUUGUGUCCUCACCCGUCUUGUGCUCAAUAUUUAAAGGUGAACAAUUUAGCAUGUUUGUAGUGGGAAAUAAAUAUAUAUAUAAAUAUAAAUUCUCUUUCUCUUUUUCCUGAAAUCUCGAUAGACAUAUUUGGGCAGUCCAUGUUAUUUUUUUUCCCUAUAUAACCCUUUUUGUCAUCGUGUGUAGAAUAUUAUUACUUACUGUGUAUAAGCUUGUAGCCCUGCAUGGCUGUGGAACUCGGCAGGGAGAAAGCUGACUGCAGAACAGGUUAUUAUUGGCACACUAUUGUAAAUGUGCAGUUGCAAAGUAUUUGUUUCUUGUGAGGUGGAAGUUAAACUUUGCAGUCUGGUACAGUGGUCACAGCAAAAAAAAAACUGCAGUACCAUUUCACAAGGUGCUCGUGGCCUGGUCGUACUUCUGAGGAAGAGGACAGCUGAAAUCGUUCCAUUCUUGGAUUAAUCUGACCUACUCUGAAGGUUAAAUGUGCAAUAAGGCACAGUCUACCCUGGGUUUUUUUUUUGGCCCUUCAGUACUUCAGACCCCAAAAUUAAAGGACACUGUAUCCUAAGGCCCUAGUUUAGUUCCUUGGGGUUUGAACAGUCCUGUGGUCCUAUUUGAUCUACAGCACCUAUCUCAGCUCCCAGUCUUUGCUCCUCACCACCAUCUCUGUCCCAUUUGUGAGUUCUCUGCAGCAGUGUGAUUUAAUAACUUGUGACAACUAUUUACUAUGACAAAUAAAUGACAUUUUUUUCUUACGUAA
This is a messenger RNA of Anguilla rostrata (American eel), 4119 nucleotides long. RefSeq names its product ddb1 and cul4 associated factor 7 (gene dcaf7). Gene Ontology annotation, molecular function: protein binding. Bases 910 to 1938 code for a protein of 342 amino acids. The record is from RefSeq and is a predicted model, not a curated record. The transcript is spliced from 7 exons. Gene Ontology annotation, cellular component: nucleus. Lineage: Eukaryota; Metazoa; Chordata; Actinopteri; Anguilliformes; Anguillidae.